Messenger RNA from Gadus morhua (Atlantic cod), 3944 nucleotides. RefSeq names its product lysophosphatidic acid receptor 2a (gene lpar2a). Bases 236 to 1366 code for a protein of 376 amino acids. Gene Ontology annotation, cellular component: membrane. Gene Ontology annotation, biological process: G protein-coupled receptor signaling pathway. Lineage: Eukaryota; Metazoa; Chordata; Actinopteri; Gadiformes; Gadidae. The record is from RefSeq and is a predicted model, not a curated record. Gene Ontology annotation, molecular function: lysophosphatidic acid receptor activity. The transcript is spliced from 4 exons.
GUCCCAGGCCAGCUGAGUUGAAUGAGGCUGAUUCAGAGGAGAGGCGCAAAAGUCCAAACCAAGUGGAACAUUGUAGCCCAAAUACGCCUACAUUUGAAUACAACAUCUACUUGUCCGGCUUUCACUUUCAGAAUUUGAAUGGAUUAUACUUGUGUAUGGAGGUUGUGUAAAUUAAUUCCAAAAGAAAGGCAUCAACCUGAGGUUAUUUUGAGGAUGGACUAGCCUACUCCGAGUCAUGCAGGUCACCGAAAACAGCGGCGCCUGGAACGCCUGCGACUACAGCCACGACGUGGCCUUCUUCUACAAGCUGGUGGACAAGCGGAUCAGCAAGUCCUGGACGCAGCGCGACCACCUGGUGAUCGGCCUGGGCCUCAGCGUGUGCCUGGUCGUGGUCCUCUCCAACCUCAUGGUUAUGGUGGCAAUAUUCAUCAACCGCCGCUUCCACUUCCCCAUCUACUACCUGCUGGCCAACAUGGCAGCUGCCGACCUGUUUGCGGGUGUGGCCUACGCCAACCUCAUGCUCAACACGGGCCCUUGGACCGCGCUUCUCAGCAAGGAGAAGUGGUUCCUGCGCAGCGCGCUGGUGGACAUUAGCCUCACGGCCUCGGUGGCCAACCUGUUGGCGGUUGCGGUGGAGCGGCACCAGACGGUGGUGGCCAUGCAGCUGCACAGCCGCAUGAGCAAGCGGCGCGUUGUGCUGCUCAUCGUGUGCAUCUGGGCGGCGGCGGGCGCCAUGGGCCUGGUGCCCUCCAUGCUGUGGAACUGCGAGUGCGACCUGGCCAGCUGCUCCACCAUCGCGCCGCUAUACAGCCGCCGCUUCCUGGUGUUCUGGGCGGCGUUCAACCUGCUGGCCUUCGGGGUCAUGGCGGCGGUGUACGGGCGCAUCUUGGUGUACGUUCGGCGCCAGAGCCGCGGCGUCUCGCGCCACACAUCCGACGCGGCGCAGGGCCAGCGCAUGGUGGUGAAUCUGAUGAAGACCAUCGCCAUGGUCCUGGUGGCCUUUGUAAUCUGCUGGACCCCCGGGCUAUUGACCCUAUUGCUGGAAGGGCUGCUGGGAAAGGACAGCCAUGCCCACGCCUAUGAAAAGUACUGCCUAGUUAUCGCGGAGUGCAACUCUCUGGUCAAUCCCAUCAUCUACUCCCUUCGCGACGAGGAGAUGCGCGGCACCUUCAAGUGGAUUCUUUGCGGUCGACGGGACGGCCGCGCCUGCACCGCGAUGCCGGUGGCGCCCCCUGCUGUCCAGUACUGCGCACCGCAGCUAGAGGUCGUGUCAGUCGAAAAGUUGGACGACCGGGUCUUGGAGCCAUCCAAAGCGGAGGAUCACUGCCAGCUUCCUGAGAAGCCCGAACUACAGAUCCCACAGUAAACGGACUGACUUUUGAGAGACCAAUUACUUUUAAACCUUGUGGUUAAACUUUUAUAUCGAACCACGCUGGGUUAUGAGUCUUUUGGACAUGACUCGUACUGAUGUACGGCGUCUGCCAUGAAUGUUAUUUUAUGAGUAACUUAUUAAAAAUGCAUAUGAGGGUAAUGGAUAUGUAUCUAAUCUUACUUUAAUUAUUUUUAGCACUGUUUUGUUUAAUGGGUGUCGGGCCAUCAUGCGAUGUCGCAAUACCAUUUCAGACAUAACUUUAUUUCCUAAUUAAUAUUAAACACUCGUGUUGUGCUUAACAGCCAAAGGACAAUUAAAGAGCAAAGUCCUAUUACUCGGCAUUAACAGCCACUCAACCCUACCAAGCAGGUACCAAACUGUUUGUUUUCAUUGCUGAAAGAGCCCGGAGAUUCAGAGGAAAACCUGACAUGACCGCUCCUGAAGGGGGUUCGAUGAUUUAUUCUCCUUUUUAAUAUAAGCCAUUGGUGCUACCCGGAAUUCGUUUCAUGAUUACCUUUUUGAUUAUGAACGCAUUUGCAAUAAUUCAAUGGAAACACUCAAAAGGACAACGACUGAAAACCACACUAAAUUGUUUUAUUAGUUUUCUAAUAAGAACACUACAAUUUUUAUCAUAUUCCUUUUGUUUCACUCGUUCUAGAACAAUUCUAAAGUUGAGGUAUAAAAGGAGUUCAUACAGACUCGCAGGUCUGAAAACUGGGGAUUAUAUACAAGAGAAAUGGAAAGACAAGAGGUAGAGAGGGCUAAAUACAAGGGGAAGUGAGUAAGCGGGAGAGAUAGAAAAUAUACUAAUUAAAAACAAAGUCCGCCAAAACGGGUUAAAGAACUUCUCUGGUGCUGUGGAAGUAUUGUCGCUAAAGCGGAACCAGAUUUAGUCUCCCAUCCCAGCUUCUGGUUAGGUGUUCGGUCAGACUCCUUUGGAUUUGCUUGCUGGUUAGCACGGUGGUGGCUAUGCUUAUGAGGCCCAGUCCAUUAGCCUAUUAGCCUAAACUGCUAGGCUCCGAAAGAUCUCGGCCUGAACAUUGUAAAUAAACUAUUGCCUAGUGUGGUCCAAACCGUGACAUGUAUACUAUGUACCUUUCAACGCUCACUAUGGUGUUUUGUCAGAACCACAACAUGGCAAGUAUACUUAAGGAACUUGUAAACUUUUGCAUUCACUCUAAACUGUAGUAACAAAAGGUUUCUCUAGGAUAAACCAAUUAGUGUCAUCUUCAAUCAAGUUCGACACAACCAACACCUGUAGGAAUCUAGUUUAUCCACAGCACCAGAUUAUCUUUAUACCUGUAAAACCCUACGACAGCAUCCAGGUAUGUAACAAAGACUCAAAUUAUGAUACUUAAGAGAAAUACCAGCGUAAUUGUGGCCCCUGCAUCACAAUAAAGGCCAAACCACCGCAGGCUUCACCCAAUCAAAACAUCCCAAAGGUUUAUAAAAAAAAAAUAAAGGAAAAAACAUUCCACAAACUGUACAGUGACAUCCAUUACAACUGGUAGAAAAAAGGGGUAUACGCUAGUUUUGGUGUUGUGGUAACAUUAUUCGUAAGAUAAAGUCAUAUGAAAUGUGUACAUAGUAACAGUAAACGGGUACUUUUAAAUCAGAUUAUUACUCUCGAGGCUUAGGAGCUCAAGUUUAUUUUCUGUAACUUUGCCACAAGUCUUGUAUUUUUACAUUUCGGUAUCCAUAAGGCCUUAUCUUACUAUCAAAAUCCUUUGCGCUUCGCUUAUCUGUUGUACAUAAAGAAAAAGACAAACGUUCACAGGAUGUGAAUUCCAACCUUCCCCCGCAAAAGAAAACAACCUAUAAACAAACAAACACUUGCAUUUGUCCGGUGCGUCUUUCACCCCUGCCGAGAGUUAUUGUACACCCAGUGCUGCCUGUUUUGGCGACCGAGGAGAGAAAGCCCUUGCCAACCGGCCAAAUCAAAAACCAAAGAUCAGUAAAAAUAAAGAAAAAAAGACAAACAUUGGUACGUUAUUCUCGUAGUCGUAAGACGAACACAAACAGAACAUUCCGAAUCAAAAAGCGGGUGAUCGACUGUACAGGAUACAAUCAAAUUCACGGGUGUGAUACUAUGCCGCAUAGGUGGUAAGACCGAGCCCUACCGUGGAGGCAACAGAGACAGUUUGAAAGAAAAAUAAAUCCCUCCUCUCCUCAAAACAAAAAGGAAAUAAAAAGGUGUCUGCCCAACGACGCGAGCAAGAGUUUCAUCAUAGCAUCGUCUAUUGUGGAGGCUUUUUUUUUUUUUUUUUUGGUUUCGGUACGAUAGGAAGUGGUGUGUUGCCUUGGGCCAGUGAACGCACAUGGUUUUUCAAGUGAGUAGGAGUUCCCCCGUUAUGGGCUGCUUACCCAAGUACCCCUGUCGUGUGAAUGGUUUAGAAUUACAGCAAGGCCAAAGCCGGUCUCACUGAGGAGUGUCCAAGGAACGGCACACUCCUUUUUUGGUCUGUCUGAUAACAUUAAACCCUUUCUUUUUUUUCUUUUUUGUUAAUAAAAAGUGAAGCUACAAACUUGAAGAUUAAAUGAAAACAAUAAUAAUCAAACACACCUAAAAAAA